GAAAGCCUUUCCUGGGAGCUCGGUGUCUGCACGGGUUAAGGAGUGCGGGGCGAGGUGGAAAGGUUGCUGUUGAAUUUCACUUUAAGGGACCGGACAGAAAGCAGCGAAAUGGAUGACUUCCGCUCCAUCUGCCUGCUGUCUCUGGCCAUGCUGGUCGCCUGCUAUGUGGCAGGAAUUAUCCCCUUGGCAGUUAAUUUUUCCGAGGAGAGAUUAAAGUUGGUGACUGUUCUGGGUGCUGGGCUGCUGUGUGGAACUGCCUUGGCUGUCAUUGUGCCAGAAGGAGUGCAUGCACUUUAUGAAGACAUUUUGGAGGGGAAGCAUCACCCGGCGAGCGAGAUGCAGCAUGUGAUUGAGUCUGAGAAGGUAGCGGAAAUCCCGGUUGUACAUGAGUAUGGCCAUGACCAUUCCAGGUUGCAUGCCUACAUAGGUGUAUCCCUUGUCCUCGGCUUUGUCUUCAUGCUGUUGGUGGACCAGAUAGGCAGCUCUCAUGUGCACUCUACAGAUGAUCCAGAAGCUGCAAGAUCAGGCAACUCCAAAAUCACCACGACGCUGGGACUAGUCGUCCAUGCUGCAGCUGAUGGUGUUGCAUUGGGAGCAGCAGCUUCUACUUCUCAGACUAGUGUCCAGUUGAUAGUGUUUGUCGCGAUUAUGUUGCACAAGGCACCAGCUGCCUUUGGCCUGGUUUCCUUCCUGAUGCACGCUGGGCUGGAACGGAAUCGAAUUAGAAAGCACUUGCUGGUCUUUGCGUUAGCAGCACCUGUUAUGUCGAUGGUGACAUACUUAGGGCUAAGCAAGAGUAGCAAAGAAGCCCUUUCAGAAGUCAAUGCCACCGGAGUUGCUAUGCUGUUUUCUGCUGGGACUUUUCUUUACGUUGCCACAGUUCAUGUCCUCCCAGAAGUAGGAGGAAUUGCUCAUAGCCACAAACCUGAAUCAACUGGAGGAAAAGGACUCAGUCGUCUGGAGGUGGCAGCCCUAGUAUUAGGAUGCCUUAUUCCUCUAGUUUUGUCCAUUGGACACCAUCACUAAACGCUCAAAUUUCACCGUUCUCCUCAAUCUGACAUGAGCAGUAAAUGUCGGCUGCUCCCUUUAUCUUUGUCUCUUACCUGUCAUCCAUCCCAUCCACUUCACGGAGUUCAGAGGGAACGUUGAUUGAGAAAUGAGGAAUACUGGGAAAGUUUUUAGUGUAGCAAAAUGUACUUUGGCAGCCAGACAUAAAUUCUGUGUAGCUUUCUUUUCUGAAGACACUUGCUAUUUUAAUUGUUACUUCUGGCCCUAUUCUCAGGGAAGAUGGAAUUUGGAGUUUAAGAAGGGUGAGCGGGGAAGAACAUAGCGACUCAUCGUGAUAUCGCAAUCACCAAAGUAUCCUGCGAUUCAGCUUUCACAGCUGAGAGCAAAAACAAAGGAUGGCUGCCUUCUGAGAGGUUGAAGUCUUACUAAUGAAGAAGGGGGCUCUCCCCCAUUGGUUCUAUGUUGUCCUGACAACGCGACUGGUCCUUGUAAUGUUUGUCACUAAUUGUAUUGCAAAAAUGGGCUACACUUGGAAUUCUGGAUAACACUGCUAUUGUCACGGAAGUGUCACUGAUAGGAAAGAAAUGAUGUAGACAAAGUGUAGAAUUAGAGUAGGAAAUCAGCUGGUUAAUAAAGUGCAAAUGAAUUUUGCCGUGUAUUCCAUUAUUUGAGACAAAGGAUAGAAGCAAGGAGAAUAUUGUUUUGGUUGUUUAUGCAAUUGGUAAUACAUUUUUAAAAGGCAGUAUUUCUUGGGAGAUGGUCUUCUGCCAAGUCAGUAAAGUGUAGGCACCAAAAAUGAUAGCAGGAAUUAUGUAUUGGGUACUGUGAUUACACUACUGCUACUGUUGAGAGAGAUAUCCAUAGUGUCCUUCGAAAUCGAGCUGGGCUCUGGUUCUGGGCUCUGAGGAGUAGAAAUCUGAUGGAGACAGCUGUUGAGACCCCAGAGAACUUUACUAGCUCAUUUUCAAAAGUGAACUGCUGAAAUUAGUGGAGGUGUGUGGGGUUUUUUUUCAUUAAAUAAAAGCUAUUAAGGCUAAUAAAACAGAUGUUUAGUUAAAUAUUUAUGCUGCAGAUAGAGUACAAAGUGUUUCUAAAGCAGUUCUAAACAAAAAACCCCAACAAACACAAAAAACCAAAGUGGUGCAUUCCCAGUGGACCUGUUAGGCAUUUUGCUUUUCCCUUGGGAAUUGUGCAUUCGCCUCUUACUGAUAAGCAUUAGUUUUGGUGAAUCUGCUGGAGGACUUAUUGCCAACUGCUGAUGCCUCUCACUGCAGAAGAGUGAUAAAAGAUCCCUCCCUUUCCAAGGCACAGCCUUCUCUUGUCAGGCACUAUUUUUCUUAUGCAAAAUAUAUUAUACUCUAAUAACUGUAGUGCAUUGAAAAGUCAGGAAUGCUUGACAUGCACAGACUCAACAUAAAAUUCUUUCUUUAGGGGAAAACUUUUUAAUGCCGUACCCUUUUUAAGCUAUACUUUGUCUGCACUUUUUAAAGAUAACAUUGCCAAAUAUAUUUCUUUUGAUUUUUUUUUUUUGUUUGUUUGAAAUGGAUUUUCAGGGCUUGAAAUACCUUCUUAACUGAAGUGCUUCUUGUUUCCAUUUGAAUGACUGUGUCUGGUUUUCAUGGCAUUUAUUACUUAUACUACGCAGGCCAUUGUGCCUCUUAACGUCUUUACAUUUUUGUCAUUGUCCUGUUUGUCUACUAGUUCAAUAACAGGUAUGGCCUGUCUCUUGGACUAGUGAUUGUUUUAUCUGUUGGCUUUGUAACAAUACAGGUGUAUCCCAGGAUUGAAGCUAGUAUUGAUCCCCAGGAGUGCUUGUUCAUGUGUGUGUUUUACUGUAUAAAAUCAGUGCAAAAUUAUUAGAAACCAUCUUUUCCCACAAGACAGUAUUUUUAGACAGAAUUAGUGUAUCAGGCCUAAACAAGCAUUUUUGACAUUAGACCUUCAAAAAUUAAUUCUGUUGUGAAAAGCCGCUGCAAAAUUAGUGACAUGGACGAGAGCUGCUCCUGCACGUUCUUAAACUUUUUUUACAACGUACAUAUGCAACUAGUAAGUUACCAGUUUAAAAAGUUCAGUGAUAGAGGUUACCCACACAUGCGAAUGAUACACAGGGAUGUUUACACCAGAGCUCCCAGUGUUCUUCCUGAUUGCCCCCUAAUUACCUUCUUCCUUGAUAAUCUCACUAUUUUACCUUGCUUAAUCUUUCCACAUACAUGAACUGUUUCCAAAAGUUCCGAGAGUUUGCAAGAUCUGCAGCAGAAGCAGGAGAUAGCUUAGUGCAGCAUCAGAUGCUUACAUUUUGUAAAACGUUAGGGUUUUUUCUUUAAACUAUCAUCUGUCAUUUGCAUGUGCACCCCACCUCCCUAGUUAAGCUGGCACCCUGACUGUGUUCCACUUCAGCCUCAUUUUGUGUGUGUAACAAUUACAGCGGUUUAGGGAGGUAUGUAGGUAAGGUCCCAUUUCACACGUUUUGUUCCAGUGUUGGAUAGUGGAUAGUACCUUCUUCUAUGGAUGGGUGUGUAUUGGUGAGGAUGUGACAGCCAGCCUUUUCACUGCUGUCAUAACCUCUGGCGUAUUAAUCAUAAGAGGUGCCACUGCUGAGAGGUCUUGUCGUCUUUCUUUUCUCCUAUCUCUCAGAUCAUGUUUCCAGUUCCUGGGGCAGCCACCAGAAAUGUUAAUACUCAUUUUAAUGAUUCCUGAACUACAGAGGCCAAGUUAUAGCAGCAGGUGAGGGAUUUUAAAUUAAAAAUUGGCAAGUUAAAAUUAGCACAAAAAUUCUGAUAACAUGUACUUUUCAAUUUGGCACUCGGUUAAGUGGUAGAAGAUUUGUGAUUUAUUUUUUUUUCUCCUACCCAUUUAGAAGUAGCAACAGCAUUUGCUUUUGGCUGCCUCUGUUAUCUCUGCAUUGAACUAUUAUUUUCAGUUCUGUAGCUGAAACUGCAGUGACUAAAGAAGCUUUUGGUUAUGUGAUAAGGAGAAUAUAAAAUUUUAAAUGAUCAAACCUUUCCAAAUAGUUAGUUCCACAUGGAGGAUUAUUUUCUUGAGGCAGAGUAUUUUAAUGAGUUAAAUAAAACGGUCAAUUUUAUAAUAUCCCCUUUUUUUUUACCUAUCUCCCCAUCUGCCACAGUAAAUCCAAGCACUGCAUGUAGUCAGGGCCAUCUGGUAUCAUUUUCUACUCCUCAGGGGACCUUGGUGUAAACAAAUUCCUCUUACUCUCUCUGUAAUAGCCAUCUCUGCCUGUGUUUUCUGCUGUGAGGUAGGUGGCAGCAGGUCUAGCAGGUAAUGCUUUAACCAAGUGCUAGGCAUGUCCCCCUUUCCUUCUGUAAAUCCUUUUAGGAAAUCGAUAAUCUUCUCAUUAGCUGUUUUUUUCAGCUAAUGAUUUCUUAAUUGGUGAUAGGAAUUGGACUAAAGCUGUUUCCGUUGAUCACAGUGUGUUCAGGUACUUUCCUACUGUUCUAAUUAUUUUAUUGUUCCUUACAUAAAGAAGGGAAAUAUUUCUUUUUCAGCACUUGAUGACAGAUGCAGAAGCUGCAUUGAUAUUAACUUAAGUGAGGAUGGCACAACUGUCACACCAAGAUAGGAAUUUUUGAUAGUUGCAGCAUGUCAGAUGGCUGGGUGUUAAACACAGAAACCCACUGUUGACUUCAAAGAACCAUUUCCAGGUGGAUUGUGUAAAAGGCUAAUGUUAUCCAAGAGACCCAGGAAAACUACUGCGUUUAUUCAGGAACCAGGUCAGAGCCUUCAAGGAGCUUUUGACAGUAGCAGAUGUGUCCGUGUGGUAUCGGCUCUAUGCAGAAUGAGAGAGAGAUACUGUGGAAAAAUGUUGCUGCUCCUCCCUUCCCGUUCUGCGCUGGGACUUGGUAAGAGGAGGAGAAGUGUAUUUGUAU
Messenger RNA from Pygoscelis adeliae (Adelie penguin), 4892 nucleotides. RefSeq names its product solute carrier family 39, member 9 (gene SLC39A9). Gene Ontology annotation, cellular component: membrane. Gene Ontology annotation, molecular function: metal ion transmembrane transporter activity. The record is from RefSeq and is a predicted model, not a curated record. The coding region runs from base 109 to 1026 and encodes 305 amino acids. Gene Ontology annotation, biological process: transmembrane transport; zinc ion transport. The transcript is spliced from 7 exons. Lineage: Eukaryota; Metazoa; Chordata; Aves; Sphenisciformes; Spheniscidae.